AAGCCACAAGCCACAUUAAAAAAUUUACAGCAAAUGAGCAAAACAUAUUUUCCCUUCUUCCCAAACUAAAAUUGUGUGCUCUCGCCUCUCCGCAUUUCCAUCCUAACCCUCUUUUGUUUCUUCAGCUGCGUGGCGUAAAAAUUAAUCAUCCAUCAACAAGACUUACUGAUUAGGCUGUAGAUAUGCAAUCCAACGUCGUUUCAGGCGACAUAUGUGAGGACAAUGUGGUUAGUUCUGAAUUAAAUAAUGGUGUUGAUGUACCAGUGAGUGGAACCCUAGUUCAGGAGGACGAUUUGGGGAAAGAAACGGUUUUUGAGGGUAUGGAGGUUGAAUGUGUUGAGGAGGGAGAUUCUAGGGUGGUUUCGGAGCAUUCGAGGGCGGUUUCGGAGCGUUCGAGUCAUGGAAGAGAGACUGACAGUUUGGAAGGUGAAGUGGUUGCUGUGAAUGAUGAGGUGGAUAAUGUAGAGGAGAGUCUUAAUGAUGGUUGUGUUGGAAAAGAAGGAAAAGAUUUAGUAGGUGUUGAGGGUGCAAUUAAUCAGGGUUGCCGUUUUAAGGCCGAAGAUCUUGAUUCUUCUGUGCAGGAGUUGAUUUCGAAUCCUGUAAAUGAAGACAGAUGUGAUGAAGAAAUGGAAGCAGAGAAAACUGUACAUAGUAGUCAGAAUGAGGUCGAAGAUCUUGAUUCUUCUGUGCAGGAGUUGAUUUCGAAUCCUGUAAAUGAAGACAGAUGUGAUGAAGAGAUGGAAGCAGAGAAAACUGUACAUAGUAGUCAGAACGAGGUUGACAAUCAGUCAGUUGAGCUCAAAACAAAGGAUUCAACGACUGAGAAAGAGGAUUCUGGGGUUCAUGUCAAUGAAGAAGGAUUUUCAGAUGUUAAGGAAGUGAGUGUUGUUGAUAUGGAUAAUUGUGUUAGAAAUGAUAAGAGCAAAAAUAAAGGUGGAUUUUGUGCAUCUGAUUUAGUUUGGGGAAAAGUGAAGAGCCAUCCUUGGUGGCCAGCUCAAAUAUUUGAAGCUGGGGAUGCAUCCGAUAAGGCUAGGAAACAUUCCAAGUCUAAGGGUUAUUUAGUGGGUUACUUUUGGGAUCAAACUUUUGCUUGGAAUGACGAAGCUAAGUUGAAGCCAUUUGCCCCAAAUUUCUCCCAGAUGGUGAAACAGACUCAGAUGGAAGCUUUUCGACAUGCUGUGGCUUGUAUUUUGGAUGAGACCUCUAGGCGGGUGGAGUUUGGACUCUCUUGUCGCUGUAUUCCUGAUGAUAUUUACAACCAAUUAAAGGUUCAGGUUGUCGAGAAUGCUGGUAUCCGUGAAGAAUCAAGAAUUCGAGAAGGUGGGGAUAGAUAUUUCACUGCAUCAUCUUUUGAACCGGUGAAGUUUCUUGAUUAUGUAAAAGAUUUGGCACAAGGGCCAUCUGCUGAUGUUGAUCGCUUAGAACACAUGAUAACUCGAGCUCAAAUGGCAGCCUUCUAUAGGUGGAAGGGUAUCUAUCAUCUAGCUGAAUUUGGUUUGCUGAUAGGGUAUGUGAAUAAUGAGGCUGAUGCUCCUGUCACUUUCGUGAAAGAGAAGUGUGAAGUGAUUGCUGAUGGUACUCCUCCACCAAGCACCAUGGAAGAAGAUGAUAUUAGGCCCAAGAAAAGGAAGAAAACAUCUAGUGGUGGUGGUGAUUCUAUCAAAAAAGUCAAGUGCCUGUCUGACUUGAUCCAGAAGAAAGGCGUACACAAGAAAUAUGACAAGGAAACUAAAGGAAAAGCAGGGAGUAAGUUCAUUUCAUCUUCUGCGGGGAGGAGAAAGGAGGCUAAAUCAUUUCCAAAUGACUCAACAACUAAAGAAUACAGCCCCUCAGGAGUCGGAGAUAUAAAGCCGUUAUUUAGCGUUGGAGAAAGCAUUCUAAGAGUUGCAGGUCAGCUGAGCCAGCCGUCGCCUUUACUAAAACUUGAUCUAUCAUCUCAUGAGAAAACCAUCAAUGAUGAAGGUAACAACAAGCAUUGCAGUUCUGAGUAUGCUUCUCUUGAUGUUAUUGUUUCAGAGCUACAAUUGGCUGCUAUUGAACCUCUCAAAGAACUCAGUUUGUUGAGUAAUAUGGUAACUUUCAUUUCCGAUUUUAGAAAUUCAAUUGUCCCUGAUAAUGAGCUCUUGCAGAAGCAUGAAGAGUCUGGGGAGGAAGACACAGAUGGCAAGUCUAAGGAAGGGCCUUCCAGAUCAGAUUCCGCUGAAAUGAUUGAAGACGGGUGUUUCUCUGGGAGCAAAUCGAAAGCAAAGGCAUCUGAGUCUACAUCGUCUACCUUUGCUGUACAAGAUACUUUUUGCAUGAACAAAACUGUCAGAGUCCUCGAGCAACAAUCUUCUUUGAGCGAUGUCGAGAUGGCUGUAGUGGAAUCGGAGCCUCCAGAUGUAGAUGGAAUUUCUGCUAUUACACAGGAGAUAAACUCUACAGUUUCAUCUCCUCAGAAGCAGAAUGGAUCUGAGUAUGGUGCAUCAGAAGGGGGUCAAUCUGAUGAGAAGAUACAGCAGGAAGAUUCACCGACAGCUAUAACUCUGAAAUUCUCUGAUGUGGAUUCAAUUCCUACAGAAGGCAAGUUAAAUAAUAUAUUUGGCCACUUUGGUCCUUUGAAGGAAUCAGAGACCGAAGUAUUGGCCAAAAAAAUCUGUGCUAGGGUAGUGUUCAAGAGACGUUCAGAUGCUGAAACAGCCUUCAGUAGUUCAGGAAAGUUUGAAAUAUUCGGACCUUCACUUGUUUGUUAUAGGCUUAACUACACACCAUCUCCACGCAAAUCUCCAUCUGUUGAAGCUAAGCGUAGAAAGAAAUAUAAAACAUGUUGAAGGAAAAUACAGCUGGAUGCUUCAUUUAUAGUGACAGUGUUGUGAACUUGUAAUUAGGUAUUCUACACAGUACCAGAUCUGUCAUAUCUUUAAGGUCGCUCCAUCAGUCACAAAGUUAAGGUACAGCUAGGUAGAAGUUAUUACUAUUUAAGGACUUUAUAUCUAUGACUUUGAGUUAAAUCUGUGUUCUCGAAUCGCUUAGUCUGAUAGAAUGUUAAGCUUUCCCGUUUCAAGGUGCAUAACACAAGAGUACUGGUGGUCGGUGGGUGGUGCAUGUCUAUUGAAUCUUCAGUCAAACAUGAUCUUUCUUAUAGUUUUAUCUAACCCAUUGAAGUUACCGAUUGUGAAGAGCAUUAGAAAUUACUUUUCAAUGUAUAUGUUAACUAA
Beta vulgaris subsp. vulgaris (sugar beet) is the source of this 3197-nucleotide messenger RNA. RefSeq names its product PWWP domain-containing protein 5. The transcript is spliced from 2 exons. Gene Ontology annotation, molecular function: nucleic acid binding. The record is from RefSeq and is a predicted model, not a curated record. Lineage: Eukaryota; Viridiplantae; Streptophyta; Magnoliopsida; Caryophyllales; Amaranthaceae. The coding region runs from base 183 to 2810 and encodes 875 amino acids.